Messenger RNA from Ziziphus jujuba (common jujube), 1029 nucleotides. RefSeq lists its product as uncharacterized. Lineage: Eukaryota; Viridiplantae; Streptophyta; Magnoliopsida; Rosales; Rhamnaceae. The transcript has 2 exons. The coding region runs from base 194 to 847 and encodes 217 amino acids. Gene Ontology annotation, molecular function: protein-disulfide reductase activity. The record is from RefSeq and is a predicted model, not a curated record.
UCUAAAAUAAAUAAAGUUCUAAAAAGACCUUUUAGUCCUUUCACUUUGUAUCUCUUUACUUUUUAUUUAUUUAUAUUCUGUAGAACAUGGAUUAUUUAGCGCUCAAGCAAGGAACUAAUAAGUAUCGCUCACCGAUCCGUACUGGUUCGGAGAGGACAGUGAAGUGCAGUGAUCGCCUUCAUCGCCAAUCGCCAUGAUGAUGAUGAUGAUGAUGAUGAUUAGAACAAUCACAAGAAGAAGGUACUUUCUAAUGGGAUUGAGGGGUGGAUUUGCAUCAUCAACUGCAACGGCAGCCUCACAAUCCCAGUCACCGACUGCCACUGCUGAGGUGGCGUCAGUUGAUGAUGAAGAAGAAGACGUUGAUCCAGCAGCAUCUUCUUCGUCGCUGGCGAAGGCGGUGACACCCACUAUCCUUCAGCCGCGUGUGGUUGUGUAUGACGGAGUCUGCCAUCUGUGCCACCGAGGGGUGAAGUGGGUAAUCCAGGCAGACAAGCACAGAAAGAUCAAGUUCUGCUGCCUCCAGUCGCAAACUGCUGAUCCCUACCUGCGAUUCUGCGGUGUUGAUCGGCAGGAUGUUCUAGCUCGUUUUUUGUUCGUCGAAGGCCCCGGCCUUUACCACCAGGGCUCCACCGCUGCACUAAGAGUUUUGUCUUACUUGCCUCUGCCUUACUCUGCUUUAAGCACGCUCAUGCUGCUUCCAACUCCACUUAGGGAUGCUGUCUAUGAUUAUGUUGCCAAGCGCCGCUACCACUGGCUUGGCAAGUCCCAACAUUGUUUAGUUUUGCAAGACAAACGGUUGCUGGAGCGUUUCAUCGAUAGGGAAGAAUUGAUGAUGGAUCGGGAUUAGCUUUAGAUUUAGACCCCCUUUUCUUUUCUUUUCUUUUCUUUCUUUUUGUGUUUAUAUGUUUCUGGCUGGAAAAUGGAAAAUGGAAAAUGGAAAAUGCUUACCAGCAGACAUCUGGUUCUGGUAGGACAAAAUGUUUUAAAUGUAGACUAUUAUUUUAUAUAUACCACAAGUUUUUUGCUGCA